GCGAUUUUCGUACACACUCGUUUUUCGUUUGCUCUGUCCAAUCCUGAUCGGAGAGAACGCAUUCAUUAGAGUGUUAUUGGCUUAAAAUACUGUCAUUCAUUAUAAACAAGACGAAAUACGCACUGCUCUUCCUCAAUUUGCAAUUUUGUGCUUCCAAAUGUCCCAAAAUGCAACCUGUUCCCUACAUUGGACACUAGUUUUCACAUGGGUUACAAAAUGUGUCCACUCUAUAAGGAAUUGGUUGCCACUUGGCAUGUACAUACUCAAGACUGCUUUUAGUGGCCUUUUUUUGGGUCCAUCUGAGAAGUAGCAGCCGGGAGGUUAUUUCCUCUUAUCGUUUAGUUAUAGUGAGAACAGACACAUAUUUCCAUAUGACAGGGCUCGAGAGGAAUGAAGAAAUGCUUGAAAUUCUUCUCUGCUCAUCACCCAAAUGACACCCUAUUCCCUGAGUAAACAACUUUGGACCAAAGCCUGGUCCUAAAUGACGACUAGUGUAAAGUAAUGAACUUCGUAAGGGAUAGGGUAGGCGUUGAAGAAAGCGAAGACAAGCAGGGCAAAGGAGAUCCACCCUCACAGAAGCGUGUUGUGUAUUUUUUUUCUUGGGCAGCUUUGAGAGCACACCUAUGACAUCACAAACAGCCAGGAGACAGACAGUGAGGCACGGGUUUAGUUAUCCCAGGCUUCAGCUGGUUGAGAGCAUGAUCAAGCACUGGAAGCAACUGUAGUCAGGGCCGACACAAAGAGGGAACUACUAAAGGCCAAAUAACACCGUAAGCAUGGCAACGCCUCCCAUAUACCCCAGGAAGUUGUUCUUGGCCAAGUCUUCCAGCAAUGUUGGGUGCAUUGACCUUCCAUCCUCCCUGAAAGACUCAGACAGACUGGAGCAUCACGCAUCAAAGUUGGGUCUAUCAGGACGAAGCCAAUCUGAGUGCCAGAUCAAACCUGGCCCGAAGUUACCAUGGUUACCUCAUUCUAUGUCUCAAUCGGAGGCAAUGGACGAGAAAAAUAAAACAAGCCACAACAAUAUGGAGGAACCCCAGGAGUCCAAUAACACUGGUUCCCCAACGGCCAAUCAGAGCCGAUAUCUGAGACCACGUCCUGUUCGUCGUCCUCCAGCUCCUCCAGUCAAGACCUCUGGCCCUCUUCUGAGCCCCUCUCCUACUGCAAACGUGUACUAUGAAGUAGUUGAAGGAUCUACACUUCAAAUGGCUGAGAAGUCCUUAGAUGUGUUUGGCGAAGAAAAGCCUUCCCCUCCCCCUCUACCACAUCCUGCCAGACCCCCUCGAUCCCUAGGGAUGUCUCGCUCCUCUUCAGACACUUCAGCCUAUCCAGGGUAUGAGAGAAUAUUACCUGUCAUGGGCCUACCGCACCCUCAGGGUCCCAUAGAACAAAAGUGUCAGCCUCAUCACCCCCCAGCUCUGCUGAAAUCUAAAUCCCUGUCCUUGCAUGGGGACUACAAUGAUGUCUGUAGAACCUCAAAUCAGAGUCCCUCAGGCAUAAACAAUGCGAUAUCGCCUCGCCCACCGCGCCCCUUACGGCCUCCUUCCCGCUGCCUCUCCCGCUCCCCCCUCCAACCAUUGCUGCAGGUCUGGACUGCAGGCAGGCCAGUUGAGCACCCAGACUCUUACUACCAAACCAUGCGUUUAUAACACUUGCAGAAUGUGGUUUGGCAUUGCCCUUGCCGAAAUAAGCAAGACCUUCCCUGAAAAUGACUUAGUCUGGAUGGCAGCAUUUGUUGAUCCGAAGCCUGUAUAUGUUGUUGAGCAUUAUAGGUGCCUUCAACCAUGCCAACUUGCAUUUGUGGAUGCAACACUGUUCAUAGACAAGUGUUCUUGAGCCCAUGCAGGGAUUUCCAUUACAGAAUUGUCUGGUUUUAAUGCAUUGCUGUCUGAGGGCCCAAAGACCACGGCCCUCCAAUUAUAGUUUUUUGCUUUGUCCCUUCCGUACAGAGAUUUCUCAGAAUUCUCAAUCUUUUAAUUAUAUUAUGUACCGUAGAUUAUGAGAUCCCCAAACUCUUUGCAAUUUUACUUUCAGAAACGUUAUUCUUAAUUUGUUGCCCAAGCAGUCUUUAAUAGAGUGGUGAACCUCUGCCCAUCUUCUGAAAGACACAUCCUCUCUGGGAUGCUCUUUUCAUACCCAAUCAUGUUACUGACCUGUUGGCAAUUAACAUAAUUAGUUG
Molecule: messenger RNA, 2179 nt
Organism: Esox lucius (northern pike)
Lineage: Eukaryota; Metazoa; Chordata; Actinopteri; Esociformes; Esocidae
Product: proline-rich receptor-like protein kinase PERK9
Exons: 8
Coding region: 777-1649 (290 amino acids)
Source: RefSeq, a predicted model, not a curated record